Linum tenue is the source of this 3248-nucleotide messenger RNA. NCBI's taxonomy places the organism in Eukaryota, Viridiplantae, Streptophyta, Magnoliopsida, Malpighiales, Linaceae. The record is from the annotation of a GenBank genome assembly.
CAAUCGGUGCGUAAACAAAAAGAAGCCAGAGGUUUACUCUCCCCUUCCCUUCUCGCCUCUCGACUCUCCCCCAUUUCCUUUUCUUUCCUCCCCUCUCUCUCUCUCAGGUUUUUACUUCUCUCUCUAGCCUUCGGUUUCGUUCGGUCGGCCCUCUGCUGCCCCCGCCUGCGCCUCUCUUCUCCCCCUUCGCGCCCGCCAUAGCUUUGACGGCUUUCUCUGAAAUGGAGAUGGAUGAGGUUCAAAUGGAUCACAAUGGAGAUAUCAAUGCCAUUGAAUCUGCAGAUCAGCAGCCUCUGCAGGCACUAGAAUCUUCUGGCAUAAGCGAAAACGAUGAACCCUCGAGAGAAACGGAGUUGCUGCCUCGAAUUGGAGAACAGUUCCAGGUCCCGAUCCCACCUCUCAUCAGCAGAUCGGUCUACCUCCAAACUGAUCACACAUUACCCUCAGAAGGCAAUACUCUCAAGUUUUCACUCGGGUUGCCUCUAUCACUAACAUGGAUUAAGGAAGAAGGCGAGACGAUCAAGAAAGAACUAGACGAGUACCUUCAUGCUUUGUCCACAGGUUCCACCAGGAAUGAUUCAGUGAAGGCUGAGAAUAAUGAAGUGGUUCGAUGUGGAAGUAAAAGCUACCGUUUGGUACCUGGUUCGUCUUGUUAUGAUGAAUGGGAUGAUCUAGAAGUGGGGAGCUUUCUGCUUGGUCUGUAUGUCUUUGGGAAGAACCUUGUUCAAGUACAGAAGUUUGUUGAGAGUAAGACAAUGGGCCAGAUACUAUCCUUUUACUACGGGAAGUUCUAUAGGUCGAGUAGGUAUCGUAGAUGGUCCGAAUGUGGCAAGCAGAAAGGAAGGAAGAGAAUGUUUGGACAGAGGAUCUUCACUGGGUCAAGGCAGCAGGAGCUCUUGUCUCGCUUGGUCAAUCGUUCAUCUGAGGAGUGCCAGCACACUUUGCAGAAGGUUACCAAGUCAUUUGGAGAGGGACAAAUGAUGCUGGACGAAUAUGUAUUUGCUUUAAAAGCAGCAGUCGGUUUAAAGGUCUUAGUCGAAGCAGUGGGAAUUGGCAAAGGGAAGCAAGACCUAACAAGCACUGCAAUGGACUCCCUGAGGUCAACCAAUCAUGCUGGGUCAGCUCGACCAGAGAUACCUGUUGGCAAAGAAUGCUCAAAGCUAACACCUUUGGAGAUAGUCAACUUUCUAACAGGAGGAUACCGGCUGAGCAAAGCUAGGUCGAACGAUAUCUUCUGGGAAGCUGUUUGGCCAAGGUUACUUGCUAGAGGGUGGCGCUCGGAGCAACCUAAAGAUGGUUCUAGAAACUCCCUGGUAUUUAUAGUCUCUGGAGUUAAGAAGUUCUCUCGCAGGAAGCUUGUGAAAGGAGAGCACUACUUCGAUUCGGUUACUGAUGUUCUGAACAAAAUUGGUUCUCAGCCUGCACUUCUUGAGCUUGAUGCUGGGAAGGAAGAGAAUGGUUGGAGUAAAGGUGGAAACUUAGAGGGAGACAGUUUAGGUGGUAAGGAGCAACAUUCUUACCUUAAGCCGAGGAAAUCAGAACUUGCUAGUACGAAUGGUUUGAGCUUCACAAUUGUUGAUACUAGCCUGGCUAAUGGGCAAAGCAAGAAGAUAACUCAACUGAGAAGGUUGCCAACUCAGGCUAUGAACAUUUGCCUCCCAAUUAGUGAUUCUGAAGAUAGUAGUAGUAGUAGUAGUAGUAGUGAUGAUGACGAUAAUGAUGAUUCUUCGAAUGGACCCACAGAUGAAUCGUAUUCUGCAGGAGACUCGAGUGUUGAUUUGGAUUUUCAUGGAAAUGGCACUGUGAGACAUAGUCUCCUUGUGAAUGGCUUGAACAAUAAGGUUGCUGCUGAUGAUGGUGGGAGAACUAUGCAGGACAGAAAGGGUUUUGUGAAUAAACCUCAAGCCACAAGGAAAAGAAAGCUACCCAGCAAUGUGAAUACUGUAGUGGAGCCACCAGCUGCAAAACGGCAACAGGUGAAAGCAGCAGCAGGAGGACCAGUGCCUUGUGAUGCAAGGAAUACCAAAUGCAGAACCUUUGAUGACGUGGUUGGUCAAGGAGUGGAGAAGCAACAACAGAAAGCAGCAGUGCCUUGUGACACAAGAAAGACUUAUUUUGGAACAUUCGAUGACGAGUUAGUCAGUGGUCCAAGGAUGAUUCAGGAUUACCCUGUGAGCUAUCGUGGACAUGGAUUUCCUUCUCAUUUGCUGAGUCAGCAGCAAGAGAAACUACCUUUCACCAGUUCUUCAUCCAGCCAUGUGAGCAGUACUUCUUCUUCUGCAGCUGAAAAUUCCAACGACAAUCCUCAAUCUCGGACAUUGAUUGACCUUAAUGUUGCACCUAUCCCUCAAGAACCCGAAGACUCAAUGGUGUCUGAGAGGAAGAUCACUGAUGUGCAGCCAGAGGACCCUGGAGUCCCAAAGCCCUCAAAUUCGACAUCUGACUCGCGUAGACACAGUACUAGAAACCGGCCACUGACUACUAAGGCACUGGAAGCUCUUGCUUGUGGGUUCUUAAGUUUGACGCCAAAGAGAGACAGCCAUGCGUCGAAACAAGCAUCUAAACGAGCUAAGAAGGCGAGGAUUGACAGCAGUUGUACUAACUUUGGACCCGAAAUUGUGGAUUUGAAAGGUGGAGAUGAACCAGGAAGUUGUGUGACCAAGAGUAGUAGCAACGACGGUGAUAACGAGGUUCAGGUUCGAAGUAAUGAGCCAUUUUUCAGCCGAGUUUGAAAAUGACUUGAAGCCGUUGAAUGAGCAGAGAAACCUCUGUGUGUACAGCUCAGCUGUCCAAGUUUACUACAUAGGUUAUAUGGCAAGAAGAUGAAGGAAACAGAAAAAGACCAGGAAGUGGAAUUUGGGUUUGGAGUUGAAACUUUUUAUCUUUCAUUCAAAAUCAAAUGACUUGGAAAGAAAAAAGUGCUUUCUUGUGAAGGGGGGAAUUUGACUCCAUCGAUAAAGAAUCCAUCUUUGCAAAUAAUAGUUGAAAACCCAUUAUUUUAAUUUGUUUCAUAUUCUUCGUCCAAGGCCAGUUGAACAAUGUGCUGGUUGGACAGGUUGGUUGGUUCAUGUAGCUGAUAACUAGCUCCAACUGCAGAUUUUGCUUGGAACAUAAUGGUAGGCCAGAGUUGAAAUCUCUUACAGGGUUGCUCCUAAUUGGUUGUUUUGAAAAUGUAGAAAAAUGAGGUAGAAGUAAGAGACCAAGAAAAAGGUUUAAUUUCUUGGUUUACUUAUCAUUUAAAUAUAGGA